This is a messenger RNA of Dovyalis caffra, 1017 nucleotides long. Lineage: Eukaryota; Viridiplantae; Streptophyta; Magnoliopsida; Malpighiales; Salicaceae. The record is from the annotation of a GenBank genome assembly.
AUGAAGCCAAAUAUAUUGACAGAUGAGAUUGAAAGGACAAGAAAGUAUACGCCCAUUUUAGGUCACCUUAUUCAAUCAAAGAGGCUCCUAUUUUUCCCUGUUCCCAUGGAACCUAAGGGCCCAAAUCACCAUCAACUACAGGUGCCCUCUUUCUUGAAUCCUCCACAAAAAGCAAGCUUGUCAGGGGACAACAUCAACAACAAUUACAGCAAGCCUGCAGAGAUCAAAGAUUUCCGAAUUAUGAUUUCAAACAAAGAUGAUAACCAGAAGCAAUUGGCACCAAAGAGAAGCUCCAACAAAGACAGGCACAAGAAAGUGGAUGGAAGAGGAAGGAGGAUAAGGAUGCCAGCUCUUUGCGCAGCGAGGAUUUUUCAAUUGACGAAAGAACUGGGGCAUAAAUCUGAUGGAGAAACAAUUCAGUGGUUGUUGCAACAAGCAGAGCCAUCAAUUAUUGCUGCAACUGGUACUGGCACUAUUCCUGCAUCAGCUCUUGCAACCGCAGAGGCCUCUGUUUCAGAACAGGGGAACUCUGUUUCAACAGGAUUGCACGCAAAACUGGAAGGGUUGGGACCCGGUGUUAUUGGGUCCAGAGAUAGGACUAACUGGACCAUGAUGAAUACUAAUUUAGGAAGAUCUAAUGUGGCAAGUGGGGUCUGGCCUUCUGUUGGCGGAAUUGGGACAGGGUUUGUUCCAAAUUCUGGUCAAUCAACAUCGAAUUUUGGAAAUGAAAACCCCAAUACUUUACUACCAAAAUAUGGGUUCCAUGGGGUUGAAUUUCCAAAUAUUAACAUGGGUUUGAUGAGUUUUUACUCCAUGUUUAGUGGCACUAACCAGCAACUUCCAGGGUUGGAGCUUGGACUUUCACAGGAUGGCCAUAAUGGGAUGUUAAAUCCUCAAGCUUUCAGUCCCUUUUACCAGCAGAUGGUGCAGGGCCGUGGUGUCUUAAAUUCGUUGAAUCAAGACCAGCAGCAAGAGCAACCUUCUGAUAAAGAUGAUUCCCAAGGAUCAAGACAGUAA